AUGAUCAGACCAUGGAGUAUAUUGUUAGCCCUUUUGGCCUCUGCUCCCUUUAUCAACGCUCACGGAUCGCAUGGAGACAAUCAAGAUCACUCGGGGUUUGACUGGCCAACACUUCAUAUGAUAGAGGAGCAUCACAUCACUUCAUUCGAUGCAAGGUCCUUCUUUACACUACACGAUUAUGACAAUUCCGGAGUAUGGACAACAGAUGAGGUUCGACGAACGUACGGUCUAGAUGAUGAAUCAAAUGCUGCUUUAACCGAGGAACGAAAGCAACAGAUCCUUCGAGAAGUCUUCAAUAUUUUUGACCCUCUAAAAACCGGGGUGAUUUCAGUCAACGACUAUGUACGCCUUACGAAGGAAGGCAAAAAGCUGCCCGAUUUUGGGACUGGACCUGGCCACCAUGGUGACAUGGAGUAUGAAUAUGAAAUUCAUCAUUUCGAGAAAUACCACGGAGACGAUGCACGAGAAGAAGACUUGACCCACCCUGAGGACAUUGAGCACUUUAGGAAACACGAUAAAGAGUAUGCUGAAAGCCUGAGACUGGAGAAACUUGAAAGUAUGGAUAUUGUAGUAGCCAAUAUUCCUGCGAAAUUCUUAAAGAGCCCAAGCCCAUAG
Messenger RNA from Microsporum canis CBS 113480, 615 nucleotides. RefSeq lists its product as hypothetical. The record is from RefSeq and is a predicted model, not a curated record. Gene Ontology annotation, cellular component: extracellular exosome; endoplasmic reticulum-Golgi intermediate compartment. Gene Ontology annotation, molecular function: calcium ion binding. Bases 1 to 615 code for a protein of 204 amino acids. The transcript is spliced from 2 exons. Lineage: Eukaryota; Fungi; Ascomycota; Eurotiomycetes; Onygenales; Arthrodermataceae.